Tuber melanosporum (Perigord truffle) is the source of this 2337-nucleotide messenger RNA. RefSeq lists its product as uncharacterized. NCBI's taxonomy places the organism in Eukaryota, Fungi, Ascomycota, Pezizomycetes, Pezizales, Tuberaceae. Bases 91 to 2337 code for a protein of 748 amino acids. Gene Ontology annotation, cellular component: nucleus. The transcript has a single exon. The record is from RefSeq and is a predicted model, not a curated record. Gene Ontology annotation, molecular function: DNA binding; DNA-binding transcription factor activity, RNA polymerase II-specific; zinc ion binding. Gene Ontology annotation, biological process: regulation of DNA-templated transcription; DNA-templated transcription.
CUAGCCUUUUUCCGAAACUACGACCCUAUUAAAUAAUAACCAAAACUCGGUUACGAUCGGGAUUCCAAUUUAUUUCUCCUCACCACUCACAUGACAUCACCCGCCCCCACUCGUGCUCUCCGUCGGAGCUGCCAGUUCUGCAGGGCUCGCAAGGUUCGUUGUUCCGGGCAGGAGAAGUGCGAUGUUUGCCGUGAAAGAAAUAUCGAUUGUAUCUAUGGCCUGGAAGCGCCCAAGGGGAGACCAAGAAAACGCACAAGAUCCAGUUCGGUCACUCGAGGUACCGAUACUGUUGAGAGUCUUGCCACCUCCAUACUGCCUGCUCCCCAUGACUAUGACUCUAGGAGUGAUACGAGUACUUCCAGAGGCUCGGUACCAGCGGGAUCUAGUAGCCCUUUGGACCUACCUUUAGCUGGGGCACGGACUCUCGCUUCCGAAUUUGAGACUAUGUACGAACAAAGCUUUGGCAGCAACCCUGCGCCUGGCGGAAACUCGACCAACAUCUAUCAGCUAGCCAUAGAAGCCUUUACUCGCAGAGCCAAGGGGGAUACCAGCAUGGAGCAGCCUGUCAACUACGCGGUAAUGAGCUACGAUUCAAUGCGAGGAGUCCUUACCCAAGAGCUGGUGGAGAUAGUAUCUACCAAAUAUGGACGACUGGAUUGUCUCCAUCUGGGAGAGUCGCGCGGAAAAUUUUAUCUCAGAUGCUUAGCGUCAGACCCUACACCGGCAAUGUUUCAUGACAUCCCUCCAUCCUAUGAAAAUCCGAUUGAUCUCAUGAGCGCCAGCAGAGUCGUGGAGCUCAUUGGGGCAUGGUUUUCGGUGCAUCCCAUCUCUAUAAUUGUCUCCAAGACUCUGCUUCUGCAGCAAUACAAGAAUAGGAUAUACGACCCACUGUUGCUGUGCGUCAUAAUCUCGCAGGCGCUUUAUGUCAACGGUGACCCCCAGUCUGAGUUGUACUUUAAUUAUGCAAUUUCUGUCCUGCGCAGGCUUCCGGCAAAUACUUGCGACCUCUCGACAGCGCAAUCUCUCCUCCUGCUUGGUUGGCAUGACGUCUGCCUUGCGAAGGCCCGCCGCGGUACCUGUUUUGUUGGAUAUGCCUGUAGGAUGGUGACCAAGUUGAUGAAAUCCCCCAAGAUUCCCACAAGCCGAGUAAAUGGGGUAGACACGGGAGAGGUGGAAGCGGAGUUGAUGAAGUACCUAUACUGGAUCCUACUGUCAGUCACACUGUGGACCUUUAUGCAAUUUGAUCAACCAUUCUCUGCGGAUAUGUUGCCAUCCCCGACAGCAAUGGGGUUCCCACCGCCAAGCGAAUCGGAUUCCAUGAUAUACAAGCUGGAUUUGACUUCUGGGAACACUUUCCAAAGGCAGGGGAAAAUCAUAGGGGAGCUGUGGGCAUUGAGCAAUAUUGCUUCUACCAUUGGAAAUAUCUACGCCUUGUUUCCUCGAGCGAAUGAGCCCUCCAUCUCCGAUUGGAGGGUGGACCAAACGAGCGAGAUUCAAUCGCUCGAUCCAGAACGUGACAUGAUGGCUCUCUGCUCAAGAGUCAAAGAUAUCCUUGCGGCAGCCUCGGAACAACUGUCCGAGACGUUAAUCGUCUCUGGGGGAUCCCGCGCAGUCACGUUAAUCGCUUAUCAUACGCUCAUCAUCCACUUCCUUUUCCCACGCUUCGGGACACAACCUCUCCAGGAUGCGCUCGACACACUUAUCACUUCUUCUCGCGCUUUGAUAGAAGUGGCAAGAGCCGAGGAGGCGCUUAUAGGGAGUAAGAUGAUGUGGUAUUCGACCGCGCAUGCCGAUCCCUUCACGGCGAAUAUGUUGAUGCUGGGCAUCGAUGCAUGCACAAGAGCACUGGAUGAUAUCAAGUCUCGAGAUAUCCUACUCCCCCGUCGAGCGGAAUUUACCAGGCUCUCCCGGGAGCUCCUUGAGGUCACAAAGAUGGAGAGGCUAGCCGUCGCUCGGAGGGCGCGAAUGGUGAAGAAGCGAUUGAAGGGUGUGAUUGUUUACAUCGAGGAUGAAAUUCCUGUCGGUGCAGAAACUUCUCCCCCCCUGCCCGGUUCAUCCAGAUUGAGCAGUGCUGGGUUCUCCGAUGGUAGCCAGCACGGUGCACAGGUGACCGGAUUUGAGGAGCUUUGUGAUUUUGGUGGAUUUCUGGGCUCGGGUGAAACGUUUCCACCAUUACCGGGUGUGGAGGAGCCUUCCGCGUUCUUCCCUUCGCCGGUUUUUGACCAACCGCACGCCUAUCUGAGCAUUUUUCCGACUCCCCGACCCUCUGAAGGGUCGGGUUUGGAGACGGCGCGGAGUCAAGAAGAUGAGUUAGCUAGGUGGAGGGGGGUUUAUUAG